AUGUGGAGGAGUGGCGUGAUCGUGAGAGUCGGAUUGUUCAAGGCACUCCUUUUGCCGGUCAUCGUGAGAGGAUGAAGGAGUAUAUGGAUUGGUAUUGUAGCAUCACGAGACUCCUCAUUACUCCUGUUACACGAUCACCCCCCACCACUCAUUAUCAGCCGUCUUCCUCUGAUAUUAUUUUGUCACAUGCAUUGGCUGAUCUUGCCUCAAGAUGCACUCGAGCUGUGGAUUCUGCGUUAGAGUUACCUCCCAGUUUGGCCCUUCCUCUCACUCUUGAUACGUUACGCAAUUUGAGUUCCUCUUGCAUUGAGACCUUAUCAAGAGUGGGGCAAGAACAUAUCCUCCAACAAUAUGAUUUAGCCUCGUCUCAGUGUACACCCGACACCUCCACCUCACAUGUUUCUCGAGGGCGUGGUUUUCGACCACCACGUGCACGCCCUCCACCACUUACUCCUCCUCUACGCCCUCUAGCACUUACUUCUCCACACCCUCCACCACCACCUUCUCCACGCCCUCCACCACCACCUUCUCCACGCCCUCCACCUCUUACUCCUCCUGCAUCUCCGCCAGCAUCACAAGUUAUUUCAUCUCCUCCUUUGCAGCUUCUCACUUACCGGCGACAAAAGGGUUGCUCUCCUAGUCAACGUCCCGAGCCAAUUGCCGAGGAGGAUGAGUCCUCAUUUUCAUCGUCCGAGCAUUCAAAGAAACAACGUAGAACUUAGAUUUGAGCUACAUUAGAAAUUUUGUGUAAUCUUUUGUUCUUUUUGCUAGUAUUGGAACUUUUAGAACUUUUAGAAACUCAUGUGUCAUUAUUGGAACGAUUGAACUUUUGGAAAUUUUUUGUUUGCACUCUUC
Molecule: messenger RNA, 855 nt
Organism: Spinacia oleracea (spinach)
Lineage: Eukaryota; Viridiplantae; Streptophyta; Magnoliopsida; Caryophyllales; Amaranthaceae
Exons: 2
Coding region: 72-722 (216 amino acids)
Source: RefSeq, a predicted model, not a curated record